Mycena citricolor is the source of this 3121-nucleotide messenger RNA. NCBI's taxonomy places the organism in Eukaryota, Fungi, Basidiomycota, Agaricomycetes, Agaricales, Mycenaceae. The record is from the annotation of a GenBank genome assembly.
AUCGCCGUCGAGUUCUAGCUGGGAAAACAGCACAGAGAGGGGUUAGGCCCCCGCCGCGAAACUAGAGUGUGGAAUCUGUCCAUCUAUCUGGUGUUGCUCGUUGUUCGGGUAACGGAUGGUGCGACUCUCCACCUGCAAGCAAGUCCCGCGCUGGUCUUGUCCUCGGAACAAGUCUUCCCCCAAGUGGCUCAGCGCGCUCAUUUACCUAAUGGACCCCGUGUGGGGCGACGCGGCCAGAGAAGGGGACGGCGACUGGACCAGCGUGGCCAAGGCUGGCUGGCCGGGCGUCUGUCUGUCUGUCCGUGGACCCGGGCGAGUGCAAGAGAGAGAUGAAGGAGGAGGAGGAGGAGACUCUGACACUCCGACUUGAGUGGCCUAUGCUACAGCUUGCUUCCAUCCGCGCUUCGAUUACAAAUUAACCCCGUCCGCCACAAGGAACUUUGGAUGGAACACACAACGGAAACGGGCCAAUGCCAGAUCCACAGAAUCACAGAUCUGAUACGACCAAGAACUUGAAUUUUCCGUUUCGGGAUUUCCUAUUCCUAUUCCUGUUUCGUCACCCGACUGUGAAUAAUUCAUUUUACUCACCUACUUAUAUGUUCUGUAGACUUUCGACUCACCCGUCACUCGCCGGCUUCUGCUAAAAGCCGCAUACAUACCCACCACACUUGCUUUCGUUCCCUUCAGCCCUCCUCCCUGCGAUGUCCACUGCUGCCACUGCCGCUGUCGCCGCCGCAGAGCCUACAGGCGCCACUUCGCCCGCACCUCGACCGCUCACCUCUCCGCAGCUCCUGCCGACCUGUGUCCCACGAGCGGUGUCGGAUCCCGUCUCCGCGACUUCCUCACCUGCGGUUCCGAAUACAGUCACGGCAGUGUCACCGCCAGCCCUUGCUCCACCAUCACCGUCGGCCGCACAGGAUCGGCCGAAUCUGAAGCGCAAGACCCCGCCUUCAGUCUCCCCUGGGCUCGACGCAGAUGCCGACGCCGACGCCGAGGCAGAGGACGACGACGAAGAAGAAGAAGACCGAAAACCACUCAUCCUGGCCCCCGGCUCGCCUGUGCCCUCCUCGCGCCGUGAAUGCAGCAGCGUGAUCUGCAAGGCGUGCGGGGUGGUCGUGCGCAUCGGUGAGAUGUGGGACACGCAUCGUGGUACAUGCGCCGGUACCGCACGGCCUGCCCACUCGCACACGCACUCACACUCAAACCCACAUGCUCACCCGCAACCGUACCCCCACCUCCACCAGCAGCAACACCGCCACCAUCAUCCAGCGCAGUAUGCGCCGCCCCCGCCGCCCCCGCUGCCAGCGGUCGAGACGACGUCCUACACGUCGAUCCUCAGCGGCCUCCCUCCCGCGAAGCGCCGGCGUGCCAAACGCACGGAAGACGAGCGCAUCGCUUACCUGCGCGCCGACACUCAUGUCGCGCAAUUCGAGGCGUACCGCGUGCUAUGCGCGAGCUGCGACAAAUGGAUCCGGCUUCGACCGAACUCGACAUACUGCUCGAUCCCGUGGGACGCGCACCGGAAGAGCUGUCUCGCGAAGAAGAGCCACGCGAAGAACGCACAUGCAUACGCUCUCGACGAGCGGAAUGCGGCAUUCGCCAAGGAUCCCGAUGUGCGCAAGUUCGAUGCUGAGCGGCUGCUAUGUGGAGUAUGUGAUAAGUGGAUCGCUCUCCCCGUCGACGACCAUCUCGGCGCCGUGCAGAUGUGGGUACAACAUCGCGACGGAUGCCGCAAGAGCGUUGGCGCCGGGAUGCGGGGUGUUGGCGUCAUGACCUCGAACGUCAGAGGUAUGGUCGACCGCGACGGUGCCGACGACGAAUGCAAGCCACCUCAGUCACCACCAUCUGCCGCAGCCCGCAGCCGCACGCCACCGGCCUCAUCAACGUCGUCUCGCAAACACCCGUACUCACCGCCCCCUCCGCCGCCGGCGCCCGCCUCGUUCCCUGCCCCGUUGCAUCUCCCGCUGCCUGAUGCACCUCAUGUAGUGCUGGACUUGUCCCCCGCGAACUACGCCGCUCCGCACGAGUCCCGGCGGCGGAAUGCGGAGCAGCGCGCUGCGACCCUGCGUGCAGACGUUCUGAUCAGGGAGGUGGAGCCGAACCGGGUCUUCUGCUCGCUAUGCACCAAGUGGGUGCAGUUGCGUCAAGACAGCAGUUACUGUGCGUAUCCGUGGCUGCAGCACCGCGGCAAGUGUCUUGCGCGAUAGUGCGUAUCCGUCUCCCCAUCCUUACCCACAAUAUGCAUGGUAACCAUUCCACAGCCAACGACGGGCACAGAAAGCUGGCACGGAGGGUGCUAAAUCUAACGGUGGUGCGAGCAAAACCCGCUAUUCGGAGGAAGAGAAGGAAGAAUGCGCCUCUGAGUUGGAUGAUGCGGCUCGCCACGCCCAUCGUCGACGCGGUCCGGCCCCACUGCCAGCCCACCCGCCACGCCAUCUGCCACCCGGCUACAUCUCGGCUCCAGCCCGCGAGUCUGGUGCCCAGGACGGAGACGCCGAUGCCGACGCAGAGGGCGAGGACGUCGAUGCGGACGGGGACUCAUACAUGGAGGAUGAAUCGGCGUCGGCGGUCGCUCCUGGUCGUGCAUACACGGCACCACAGCAGAUACGGCGUCCGCCGGUUCGGGCUUCGCUGGCGGACCUGGACUCUCCAGCAGGACGGCGGCAAUUUAUCUCUAUUUCUAUCGAGUAUCUGUUCCACACUACACACGAAGCCAGCGAUGACCUCAGUAUUUCGGCGCUCCUCGGCUACCUUAACGCGGCUAUGCCCAUCGAUAAGCACGAGGACUUUGAUUUCACCGAAGUAACCCGGGUCGCUACUGCGUUCGUCGCUCGGGAGGGACGGUUUGUGCUCGAAGGCGACCGGCUAAGGAUCCGGGAAUGAUUGUUUCUUGUACUUGCUAUCUCACUUUCGAGGACUACUUAUCUGAUUGCAUCCCACUUUUGUACCUCACUACUCACAUCGUGCUACUUGCUUUCCAUCUGUAUGUACGCAUCAUCUCAAUAACCGACACCAUCUUGACGCACAUCACACAAUACCAGUCUAUGUGCUCUGAUAUUGAAGCGGUGUGCGUGAAAUGUGCAGCUCAUUGAAAUAACGGUCCUUCAUCGCUGAAUCAAGA